Molecule: messenger RNA, 2013 nt
Organism: Colletotrichum godetiae
Lineage: Eukaryota; Fungi; Ascomycota; Sordariomycetes; Glomerellales; Glomerellaceae
Exons: 8
Coding region: 1-2013 (670 amino acids)
Molecular function (GO): protein binding
Source: RefSeq, a predicted model, not a curated record
AUGCCAAUCCCGUUCCGCGUAGGCGGCGAAGAGGCCAUGAAGGAACCGGACCUUACAUCCCUUUGGGAGACGAAGAAGGAUGCGGAUAUUCUCCUCACAAUGGGUGGCAGCAAGUGGGAGCUCCAUGACAAAUUCAUGCGCGGCAAGAGUGGCCUGAUUGACCACAUCCUAGAGAUGGUUGAGAUGAAAGAAGGAGUGAGAAGAAUCCCUCUCAAGGAGCGCAUGUUCCCCUAUUCGGCUUUGGACACCGUCUUGAAGUACUUCUAUUUUGGAGAAAGCCUGAUCGCCAACAAGACGGAUGUAAUCGACCUCCUUUCUUUAUACGAGGUUUCCGCGACCCUCGCCGUUCUCCCUCUCCAAGAGGUGAUUGCUUCACAGGCGGGCACCUUGCUCGGUGAGAUCCUGUCAAGCAGUAUCGACAGAAUCGGAGACUUUUACAUUGUCAUCGAGGUCAUUAUAGCUGAGCAGGAUGACGCGUGGGUGCCUAUGCACGAGGAGAUGCAGCGAGCCAUCGAGCCCCAUCUCCCAACGCUCUUUCAACACGACACGUUCGUAAACCUCGUCAAACAGCAUCAAGAAUUCUGUUUAGAGAUUCUUUCAACUGCUGUUGGUCGCAUCGAGACCCUCGAGAACGCUGGAAAGAAGAUCACCAGUAUCAAGAGUACAAGUGACAUCGACCUCCAAGCCAAUGCCGAACAUAGCACUGGCGUUUCGAAGUGUUUCGUCGAAGCAGGAACACAAACCGACAUCCCGCUGCCGCACAGUCCGAAGAAGUCCUUCCCUACGGCUACGCGCGAACCCAUGGUGACAUCGAGCACAGAGGCCAACGUUCCACUGAUUGAGCCCAACCGCCGUUCGCAGUCUAUCCCUAGAUCGGCAGAAAAGUCUGAAACGGACAAGAUUUCCAACUCGACCUCCAAAGAUUCUAGACUGACCCAAAUUCCGCAAAGUUUCAAGUUCGACUUCGAGGUGAAGAGUGCCGCCAUCGGAAGUGUGUUGGCAGCAAUCGACCAGAGCGAUACACCUAGUCUCUCAGAGAUUUCGAGAGAAACCACUGCACAUGUGGCUGCCCCUCUUGUUCGCCCUGGAUCAUCAAUUUCACAUGAAUCGACUCACUGGAAGUCCUGCAGUGAGGGUGAUGAAAGAAUCGUCCCAGUCAUCGGAACAAGUAAGCACAUCGCGCCACCAACCUCCAUUGAGCCUUCAUCGCAGACAGUUGCAGCGCCGAAGUCUCAAUCUCAGGAUGAGAAGACCACCGUUGUCUCCAACAAACACAUAACAUUGGAAAGUGCAUUGUUGAACUUCUGCAGCCAUGUUCAGGAAGAACACCUACCCAUGUCCACGACCGAAGGCUCCAGUGCCCGCCAGACCAAGCAGACGGCUGUCCCUGUCAUGCAUCAGCGAUCUAAUCGCUCAUACGCCUUCAACGGCGACAGCCUCCCUCAAGGCUUCCAAUUCUCUGGCGAUCCGCAGAGAGAGCAACCUGAGGCCUCUAACAGCAAAGCUACUACCGGCCACGUUCAGGAGGAGAAGACAACUAUCACUGGUGUUGUCGAAAGAGCACGAAGAGAGUACGUACUGAGCGGCUCUAAUGUCUCACAGACCGAGGGGAUAGCUGCUCCCGUUAUUCCCGACCGACUGGGUCGCUCAUACACCUUCAACAGUGAAAGCCUUCCUCGAAGCUUUCAAUUCUCGGGUAGAUCCCAAGAACAGCUUUCCAAAGAGCCAAAUAUCAGGGCACCCAGCGCUAGUGCGACGAGCUCUAGGACACACAAGAUCAAAGCCCCUACCAGCUGCGCUCAGCAGAGUACCUCUUCGUUUCCACAAGCAAGAGCGACGCAGAACCCUUCUCCUGCCCCCAGUAUCUGGAAGGCCGACCGAGAAACGAGGAAGCAAAUAAGAAAAGGCCGGCUAAUAGUCGAGCCUCCUGUCUCGACGGAGACGAUUUGGAGAAGAGCUGCAGACCUUCUUGAAGUCGAUCGUUCCCCUGAUGUUCCUCAGUGGGCGCAGUGA